AUGGAUGGCAUCAAACCGUUAGACAUUUCUUUUGAGGAAGCUGAUAUUUCCACAAUCUCAAAAAUACCUCAAACACCAAUGAAUGUAACUGAAAUGGAAACUGUCCAAUCACCGUCAGUUGAAAAGAAACCAGCAGAUCAAAAUAACAUGUCAGCACUUUCAGAUGAAACAAACUUGAAACUUUAUGAACUGGAUGAAGUAAGCUUAAAAUUUCAAAAAUUUAUGGUCCCACCUCUACUUUGCAAGCAUCCUACGCCAGCACAAGGAAGAGAUGACGAUAUAGCUCACCUGAAAGAAAUCCUUCUUGAUAUUUUGGUGAAACUGGGGCGAUAUCCAGGAAAUUUCUUCAAAGACAGAAUUCUUUUUGCACCUGACCACAAAAUUGCAAAGAACCUACUGACUCUACUGAAUAAAGAUCCAGUGUUUCGGCAAUUCUUACCAGAGUUCCCAGUUCUCCAUCUAAAAAAGUCCAAAAUCACUAAUUUGUUCUCUGGAUACAAAGAUGCAGGAAUACUUCACCUCAUGAAAUACAUGAAAGAUACAGAUAAAGAAGCUGACUGGGUAGAUUUAUUAUCGUCAAAUAUUGAAACAGCAGCCCGAUAUAUAAAACGACUUGCACUUGCAAUACAUCUAGCAUUUUUCCUGAAAUUUGUGUCAACGUUAACAAAGCAAGAAGCCAACAACUUAAUACAAGACAUCAAAUCAACUGACCUGAAUAAUCUGCGAACGCAAUGGUAUGACCGUCUCAGCUCUUUUAUGGCAAAGGGGCGGGAAAAUAAUGCCACAUUUGCUUUGCAUGAUGAUUUAAUGCGGCAUUGUGAAGAAGUUUUUGGAAUAAGCAUUGCAGAGCGAAUGGGGGGAUCCAGUGGUUACAACCUUCUUCUUGGAUGUGUGAAAUCUUCAUUGCCAUUUUCGUUCUUAAAUGGUGCCACAUCAUAUGCCUCUUUUUGUACUGAUUUACUCCAUGUUCACUACACAGCUGGAACGUUUCACCAAAAUAUGAAGCAAUCCUUGUUUUCAACACCACACAAGGACAGUGAUGUCAACUUUGCCUUAGAUACACAAAGAGAAAUGGACCAUCAGGAUGCAAGCAAGGGUUUCAGACCUAGAUCAACUAUAGAAUCAGUCAUACCAAGAAUGGCUAUAGUAGAUCAUUUUACUGAUGUGCAGUCCGCAAGGAGAGGUUUGAAUACAUCUCAAUUAAACACAACAGCCAUUAAUGAACAAGAGGAGGACAUUUCUUUUGCUUCUACAUCUGAAGAACAAAAACAGCUUAACUUCAAUAUCACGGAAAAAGACCUGAAAUUCAUUGUACCUGUUGCUAAACUGAUAUUAAGAGUUGGAGCACUAAGUUUAGAAAAAGAUUCAAUUCCUAAAAAUGUCUAUGGACAAACAAAGCGAAUUUUAUCUGAUGCUAUUUUAGACAAGGAGUCAUAUAGUGCUGGAAAGUACAUGGUCAAGAAGUAUGCCUGUCAACAAAAAUUGUUUAAUUUAACUACUGAUGAUCUUCCUAAUUUAACAACUGUCAAGGGACCAGCAUCUCUUCUUCAAAGAUUGAAAACAUCUAAAGGAGUCACUAUCAGAAGAGCAAAUAUAAAGACAAAAAUAUUAUCAGAAGCUCAGAAGAAGGAAGCAAAAAGAACAGCAUUUGUUAAGAGACAAAAAACAAUAGCUGACUGCAUCAGUUCUGAGAUGAAUACAUGCCAGGCUAUAGUCAAUCCAGACUGUUCAAAAUCUACCAUUCAGAAAUCUCCAAGUAUCAAGAGAGCACUGCAAAAAGUAUUGUCAUUAUGCAUACCUUGUAUUGAACCGCACAAAUUAGAGGAAUACCUUGCAAGUAAUGACAUUAUUUUACUUAAUGUUACAGAAAUACCAGCCCAAAUACAACAAAACAUCAAAUAUGCAACUGUAGAAUUUGCAGGGGUAAAAUUUAAGACAACUGCAACAUCAGGUGAUGAAUAUUUAUCUCAUGUUGAGAAUGGAAUAGUUAAACGUUUUCUGAAUGCCAACAAUUUCCCAAACUUGCAGAGAAUAGUAAUAUGUGAAGAAAAGUACAGCUUUACUCCAGAUGACUUCAAGGCAGCAACUAGACAAAAAAGGCAAACCAUAUCAUCUUCAACCAUUUCACAUCUAAAAAUUGGAUCAGAAAUGAUAUCUGAGCAUAAGCUUUCAAAGUCAGCUGUUAUACAAACAGAUCUUGGAAAAAGGCUAAUAAGUAACUAUCUUGCCCGAAAUGUUAAGAACCUGAACAUUACAAAAGAUGUUGUUUUGGAUAUAGAUAGUGAAUUAUUCCUAGAAACUUGUACUAAACACAAGAUUGAUGAAUGCUCUUGUCCAUACAAGUUACACACAACUCCUGUACGAGCAUACUUUUCAAAAUCAGGCUUCAUAAGACAUGAAAUGUUAAACCAUAUUAAACAAAGAAAAGGAGAAGCAGAAAUGGCACAGGUUGAUUGGUUGUCUGAUAUGAACGAAAAGUUAAAAGAAAAUGAAGCAGUUGUCAGCAUCGUAACAUCAGCAGAUGUUGACAGUCUUAUAAUUCAUUUAUUUGCAUUGUCCAUUCACUGGACGAGACGAAGUGACGGUUCAUUCAGAAACAAAGUUUAUGUUUAUCUUCAGAAACAAAAAUCUGAACUGUACUGCAUAACUACUAUCCUAGAGAUUCUAGAGGCACGAUUUAGACGACAGUAUGUCUUAACGCUAGUGAUUGCACUAUGCAUUGGUGGAAAUGAUUUUCUUCCAAAAUUUCAAGGCAUUUCCCACGAGAAAUGGAUAUCUGCAAUCUUUGAAACACCAGAAGCUCUUGAAAAAUUGGUUGCAUUCAACAAUGAUCCAGGUUCAAUGCAACCAAUUUCUGCUGCACUUAAUGAGGAGGUGUACUUUGAAAUAGUCAAAAGGUUGUAUGCUACAGCUAGCAUUAAAUCCGAACAAUUGAGUUUUGAAGCUAUUCGUCAAAUGUCGAUUAAACCACCAGGAAAGCAACAAAAACAUCCCAAAUUUUGGAUGCCACCAAAAUCUGCACUUAUAAAAGUUACAAAAUUAAUAAACUGUCAAAUCAAAUACUUAUUCACAGUUUGGACUCAUGAUGCUGUGUUGCCAAAUUUUCUUGCUGAAGGUUGUUUGAAAAAGGACACCACAGGAAGUAUACAAUAUGACUUUGGUGAUGAAAUACAAAUUAAGAAUAUCGAGACUACCUUCACCAUUCAAGAUGGCGAACUAAAAAGACUGAUUGAUGCUGCUUCUAUUUCUAGAAAAAGGGAAAAGAAAACAAAAAGAGUCAGGUCCAUUGAAUCAACACCAGUGAAGCCAGAGCAAAUAAAGAAAAAGCCGAUUAUGUCAACUCCCAUAAAAAUGAAACUACAAAAGAAAGAUGUGUGAUUUUCAAAGGAAGAUACAAUUCAUUAUGAACUUUGAAUCAGAGACAACAUCAAUUAAAAUAUCAAAUCAUUAGCAUUUUAUUAAUGAUUGCAGUAUUUGAUUUAUUUAUAUUCAUAACAAAAUUUUAGCAAAAUUAUUUGUAAUAUUUCAAGCUUUCAAACCUUUUUUUUAAACUAUUGUUGAUAGAUCAUUUCUAAUAUUCUUCAUGUAUAUUUGUGUAAGCAUAAAAUUAGGAAAAUAAUAGAGAGAAAACAAUUUUUUAUCUUUGUUUAUAUAAUUAUUAAUGAAAUGUAACUAAACAUGUUUUUGUGUGUUUGAAAAGAGACAUGUUUGUGAAAAAUCAAAUGUACAUUGUAGUAUAUAGUAAUAUACAAUUUGGAAAAGUGAUAUUUAAGAAGUUAAAUUUUAAAUAAACAUUAUUUAAUAUAAUGAUAUCUUUUCUACAAAAAAUUAUAUUUGAAGUU
Molecule: messenger RNA, 3842 nt
Organism: Mytilus californianus (California mussel)
Lineage: Eukaryota; Metazoa; Mollusca; Bivalvia; Mytilida; Mytilidae
Exons: 2
Coding region: 1-3378 (1125 amino acids)
Source: RefSeq, a predicted model, not a curated record